AUGGCCGCAGACACUGCAACUUCCAAGCAAAACCUUGUCAUCUUGGGUGGCUCUUACGCAGGCCUAUCCACCGCACACUACCUUCUCAAGCAUGUCGUUCCUCAGCUGCCAGGAAAAGAGGGCUAUCAGGUCAUCCUGAUCAGCGCGUCCUCGGAGGCCAUGUGCCGCCCGGCGUGUCCUCGCGCGUUGAUCUCAGAUGAUAUGUUCCCGCAGGAUAAGCUCUUUGUCAGCAUACCGGCGCAGUUUGAGCAGUAUUCCAAGGAUACAUUCAAAUUCAUUCACGGUACUGUGACAUCCCUUGACCACCAAGACCGCUGUGUUACCGUAAGCGUGAAAGACGGCGACACCGAAAAGAUUAAUUGCCAUGCCAUUGUCAUCGCUACCGGCGCGUCCACCGCAUCGCCAUUACUCGGACUUAACCGCGACUCCGAAACUCUACGCGCCAACUGGAAUGAAUUUCGCGCCGCCCUCCCUACCGCCAAACAUAUUGUCAUUGCGGGUGGAGGCCCGGCAGGGGUAGAGACAGCUGGCGAAUUGGGCGAAUAUCUCAACGGUCGGGCCGGGUGGUUUCACUCUAAACUGGAGAACCCCAAGGUCGCAAUUACUCUAGUCACAGCGGACUCAAAAAUUCUUCCCAUCUUGCGACCUGCGCUCGCGACUAAAGCAGAGAAACUUCUCAACAAGGUCGGUGUGACGGUCAUCAAGAAAUCGCGUGUUACGAAAGUCUCCCCACCAGGGGCAGGGGCAGGGGCAGAGGACGCUCUGACGGCUAAUACGACAGUGACCCUGGAGGAUGGGAAAGUACUCCAAGCUGAUCUUUAUAUCCCUGCUACUGGCAUGACCUAUAAUAGCAGCUUUGUUGACGCAUCUCUGUUGACGGAUUAUGGGCGCGUGGAGACUGACCCAGGGACCCUGCGUGUUGUUAACGGUGGUGCCUUGAUUUAUGCAAUUGGAGACGUGGGGUCGCAUGCGCGUCCGGCAGUGCACAACAUACUGAAUACAGUUCCCAUCCUGUGUGCGAAUAUGAAACGUGAUUUGCUACUCGCUGUCCAGCAAGAUGCCUCUGUCGGAGAAGAUCGUCACUUUAAGGAAGACACUCGAGAAACUCAGCUGGUGCCAGUUGGGAGAAGCAAGGGCGUGGGCGCCUUCAUGGGUUUCCGACAGCCUGGUAUCAUGGUUUGGCUGAUCAAAGGUCGGGACUAUUGGCUUUGGACCACUGGAGGAUUAUGGAGUGGCAAGCAUUGGGCCAAGGAGUCGUGA
Molecule: messenger RNA, 1260 nt
Organism: Penicillium malachiteum
Lineage: Eukaryota; Fungi; Ascomycota; Eurotiomycetes; Eurotiales; Aspergillaceae
Product: NAD(P)/FAD-dependent oxidoreductase
Exons: 1
Coding region: 1-1260 (419 amino acids)
Cellular component (GO): cytoplasm
Molecular function (GO): flavin adenine dinucleotide binding; electron-transferring-flavoprotein dehydrogenase activity
Source: RefSeq, a predicted model, not a curated record